Molecule: messenger RNA, 1924 nt
Organism: Calliphora vicina (urban bluebottle blowfly)
Lineage: Eukaryota; Metazoa; Arthropoda; Insecta; Diptera; Calliphoridae
Gene: NtR
Product: NtR
Exons: 8
Coding region: 60-1787 (575 amino acids)
Biological process (GO): monoatomic ion transport
Cellular component (GO): membrane
Molecular function (GO): extracellular ligand-gated monoatomic ion channel activity
Source: RefSeq, a predicted model, not a curated record
GCAAAGAUCGGUUGUUUAAAAAAGAAAAUAAAAAAAUUAUAAAAAUAAAUUUAAAUAAAAUGUGUCAUUGGUCUUAUCAUCUUAUAGUUGGCAUAGUUUUGCUGCAGUUAAAUGGUGCCAAAGCUGAUUUUAAAUAUAAUGUCAGUCUGGCUCAAAUGGAUACCUGCCGCCAUUACACCAUACCCAAUAAUCGGGGUUACAGUUAUGCCGACUUCUUUCACAUACCCAAUUUAAAUAACAAUAAAGUGGCCAAUACGGAACUGUUACAUUUGAAAUUCUAUGUAAUGACAGCCAGAGAUGCCCACAUUUUGCUGGCGGUUAAUAAUCGUCCCAAAUUAAAUGAUCGGGUUUAUGAAAUUGUCAUUGGUGCGGGUCGUAAUACAUUUUCUACUAUACGUACCAGCAUGGGACGUCGUCGUGUGGCUACUAAUCAGGAGUCAAAUAUUUUAUCAAUGCUUGAUCCCACACCCAUUGAAAUAAUACAAACGAAGGAUGCCAAUUUAUUAGUUUAUAUACCCGGUUAUAAGGAAGAACCUUUAAUGAAUUUCACCGAUGCUUCUCCUUUGAAUAUCAACUAUAUAAGUUUUACUACUUACGAUAAUAUACCGGCUAGUUGGUUUUUCGAUUGCCAAUUUGAUGGUUUCUCCAGUGAACUCGAAGAUGAUGUCAGGCAUUUGACGCCCCAUCAACGUUUAUUGGAACAUAUUACUACUAAGGCAGAGAAUUCUUCAUUCCCGCCGGAUUUGAGAAGCGUGAAUUUUUCUUUUAAUAUUGCUGCCAUUCGUUAUCAACAUGAUCAUGGUUUUUUGCAAACUCGUUUGAAUGUGAUUUUGAAUUGGCAGGAUCCUCGCAUAAAAUGGAAUCCGGAAGAUUUCGAAUUCAUCGACACCGUACAAUAUAACGAAUAUGAUAUUUGGAUGCCACAUAUUAUGGUCAUCAAUGCCGCCGGCAAAAGUCAUCGGAUAUUUGAUUUUUAUCAUGAGAUAAGAAUUGAAAAUAAUGGCUCUGUUACCCUAAACUUUCCCGAUGCUACACUCACAACCUGGUGCAUAAAUCCCGAACGAAACUGGCCCAAUGAACAAUUAAAAUGUGACAUAGAUUUGGGUUUAGCGGCAGAACCUUUGGAAAAAUUACCUUUAAUUUAUAAAGAUAAAAUGGCUCACAUCAAUGUGGAUUCGCUAAGUGAGUGGCGUUUACACAGAGUAGCGGUUAAUCCUAUAGUUAAGGGUAUAAUGGCUCGGUUUACCGAUAAAGAUAUAAUACAAACCAUGGAUGGUGAUAUAUCUAUAAUAUUUGAGAUAUCGCGUAAUAGUGCAUUUUAUAAAAAUGUAUUCUCGAUGCCUAUAUUGGCUUGUCAAACUUUGAUUAUAUUAUCAUUUUUAUUGAGAGGCUAUCGUCGUGGUGCUUUAAUUUUGGUGGUUAUUUUAAUUUUAAUGUUGGGUUUAAUGUUUAUCACCAAACAUGCCCCUACACCCUAUGUUCCUGAUAUAAUGUUGGCCUAUCAGCAUAUUUUACGCAUAGCCACUUUCUGUUAUAUGUUGCAUAUUGGCAUUAUAUGGCUGGAAUUAUAUCCACCCAAGACCAAGCCUCAUCCUUGGUUAAUGUCCAUUUUGAAUUUCUCUCCCUUACGUUUGUUGUUGUGCAUGAGAUUGGCAGAUUCCAAUGAUUAUAUUCAGAUUCAACAAUAUCCUUGGAAGGAAAUUGCCAAAACUCUAAAUGCUUUAUGUUUUCUAAUAGUCAAUGUAAUUUUCAUUAUUGCAGUUAUGAUUUUAUUACCUCAUGCUUAAAUUCGAAUAACUCGAAAUUAAUUUUCAAAUUUAUAUUAAGAAAAUUUUAAAUAUGCAGUAUUCCAUUAAUUAAUACAAAAUUAAUUGUAUAUAAAAUUCAUAAUUAUUAAAUGUAAUAAAAUAUAUGAAAUAGAAAA